Molecule: messenger RNA, 1413 nt
Organism: Lodderomyces margitis
Lineage: Eukaryota; Fungi; Ascomycota; Pichiomycetes; Serinales; Debaryomycetaceae
Product: DAL5
Exons: 1
Biological process (GO): tripeptide transport; dipeptide transport; allantoate transport
Cellular component (GO): plasma membrane
Molecular function (GO): dipeptide transmembrane transporter activity; allantoate transmembrane transporter activity
Source: RefSeq, a predicted model, not a curated record
AUGCAAGAGAAAAAGGACUUCGAAAUAGGCGCCCAGAUCGAUCCAAUAGUUUCCUUCACAAAGAAUGACUUAGAAGACAAACAUCUUCAUGUGCUAACUACUUUCGUCUCGCCACAAGGGAAGGAGGUACUGGUGACUAACAAUGUCGACCAAGCAAUGAAGUUUGCCUUGGAGCACAAGGGUGAGGUAGUUGAGCUAGAUGAAAAGGCCGGUAAAAAGUUGUUACGCAAAAUAGAUCUUUUCCUAUUACCUGUGAUGUGUUUGUUAUACUGUUUUCAAUUCAUGGACAAACUCACAACUAGUUACAGUUCGAUCUUAGGAUUACGGACAGAGUUGCAUAUGGUUGGAGAUAUGUACAGUUGGACCACGACGUGCUUUUACUUGGGUUAUUUGGUGUUUGAGUUCCCAGCGUCAUUGCUACUUCAAAGGUUCCCAGUGGCUAAGACUGUGGGCUGUUUUAUCGUACUUUGGGGUAUGAUAUUGGCUUUGUGUUCAGUUCCACAGUACGCUGGGUUUAUUGCAUUGAGGACAAUCCUUGGAAUGCUUGAGCUGGCUGUGACUCCAGCUUUUGGAAUCAUCACAUCUCAGUGGUACAAGAAAGAGGAACAGUUUUUGAGAACUGCAUGGUGGUUUGCUUCGAAUGGUAUUGGAACUAUUCUUGGACUGUCUAUCGCAUACGGGUUGUACGAGAACCAGUCGUCGUACAGCUUACCAGCUUGGAAGUUGGUAUUCGUAGUCACUGGUGUAUUGACAAUCUUUUUGGGGUUUGUUAUCAUGAUACACAUACCCGACACACCAACUAAAGCGUGGUUCCUUUCAGAAGAAGAAAAAGUCUUGGUCGUUGAAAGAAUCAGAUCCAAUCAACAAGGUUUCGGAAACCCAAGAUUCAAGAAGAAGCAAUUCAUUGAAGCGUUAACCGAUCACCGGACGUGGUUAUUCUUUUUGUUUUCUGUUUCCACAAACAUUCCAAAUGGUGGUAUUACGAGUUUUGGAACAAUAUUAUUAAAUGAACAAUUUGGAUACACUGCCGCACAGUCAUUGUUGAUGCAGAUGCCGUCAGGCGCGGUUGAGAUAGUGGGAUGUGUGUUAUUUGCCUGGGUUACUAGAUUCUUGAAAUCACGUAUGUUGAUGGCAUGUAUUAUCACUGCUGUAGUUGUUAUGUCACAGUGCCUACUAGCAUUUGCACCUACCAAUGCCGGGAAAUUAUCAGGAUAUUAUUUGUACUCACUUGCUCCUGUGGGUUUUAUUUGCAUUUUGUCCCAGGUGUCUUCANCUUCAGGCGCGGUUGAGAUAGUGGGAUGUGUGUUAUUUGCCUGGGUUACUAGAUUCUUGAAAUCACGUAUGUUGAUGGCAUGUAUUAUCACUGCUGUAGUUGUUAUGUCACAGUGCCUACUAGCAUUUGCACCUACCAAU